Messenger RNA from Cryptococcus wingfieldii CBS 7118, 1386 nucleotides. RefSeq lists its product as hypothetical. Gene Ontology annotation, biological process: lipid metabolic process. The coding region runs from base 1 to 1386 and encodes 461 amino acids. The record is from RefSeq and is a predicted model, not a curated record. The transcript is spliced from 3 exons. NCBI's taxonomy places the organism in Eukaryota, Fungi, Basidiomycota, Tremellomycetes, Tremellales, Cryptococcaceae.
AUGCCCGUCUUGCCCUCUCCCACUGCGCCAUUCGGCUUCCUCGAACCACUCCACGCCUACGUCCUCGCACACUCUGAGCCCCUGACAUGGUCCAACUGGUGGAGACUCGCUGUACUGCCCACCAUCCCUCUAUUAUUGCAGGCUGUGCUGCUGAGGAAGGAGGGCACAAGGAAAGAUCGUCUGGCUCUCGGCGUAGUAGGGAUAGCGCUGCUCUGGCAUGCCUGCCUGAGAUACCGCUUGGAACAGCCAUGGUACAACGCCCUCAAUAACGGCAUCUUCAUUGGCUGUAUGACACUCACAGUCCGUUACCUGGAAUUCGCCCUCAUCAAUGGGAGACUCGUCGACCAGUAUUGGGAAGACAAGGGGCAGCACUGGCUUGUGUCGGCCUUUGAUGUGUGUACGAAUGCCAGGUGGAUCGGGCUCGAUCCUGUUGAGCCGGGAUCUAACGGGAUAGAGAAUGGUGGCAAGAGGCCCAAAGCAGACAAAGAAGUCUCGGUUGGAACAGAGGUCAAGCCUGGAGACAAGGCCAUCUCACCAGCAAGGAGUUAUCCUCCAUGGGUUGUAGUGCCUAAUUCACUCCCCUCCAGAAGCCAUGCCACCAUUCGACAUCUCACAAUCGCCUUUCGAAACUAUGUCAUCUCUGACAUACUCUUGUCUCUAUUGCGCUCCUUCGGAGCAGACUCUAUCGGCUCUUCCACCCCAGUCCCCGACGCUCUUCACCGUUUUUCCAGUGAUAACACUUUCGUGCUAUUCCCCAAGCUAGGGAAUGGAUUAGAGUCGCCGUGGUGGAUGACGGAGAUGGCAGCUGUCAUUGCAGUGGCGCUUUGUGUAUGGUUGGGGCUGAGCAUGGGGUACCAUGGGAUAGCAGGCGUCAUGGUCGGCACAGGAUUGCAUGAAGCGGAAGCGUGGGAGAUCGAUCUGUUUGAUCAUCCUCUCAAGUCGGAUAGUCUCUUGGACUUUUGGGGCCAUCGAUGGCAUCAGUUCUUCAGGCAUUCAUUCACACUCGUCUCCACCCAAACCCUUCGCUUCUUCCAUCUCCCGGCGACAUCGACAUAUGUUCUAGGUCUGUCGUUCUUCUUCUCCGGCGCGAUGCACGCCAUGGGCCAAUUCACCAUGGACCCGGUGCCAGCCUUGUUUCCCAUAUUUGUGCUCUUUCCAAUCUCUGGACUAGGUUGCGCCCUUGAGGUCCAAUUCAAACGUUGGACUGGGAAAAAGGUCGGAGGAUUCUGGGGUAGGAUAUGGACGUGGAGUGUCAUGUUGACCACGGGCAGGUGGGCGGCCAUUGCGUGGUUUGAAAGCGGCGUCGGAGGAAGUUACCUUUGCCCCGCAUGGGCUGGGGAUCUUCUGAAACCCUUCAUCCUGGAAUGGAUAUUGAAUAGAAAGUAG